Messenger RNA from Aspergillus campestris IBT 28561, 561 nucleotides. Its product is annotated as sugar O-acetyltransferase. Gene Ontology annotation, molecular function: acetyltransferase activity. The transcript is spliced from 3 exons. The record is from RefSeq and is a predicted model, not a curated record. Bases 1 to 561 code for a protein of 186 amino acids. Lineage: Eukaryota; Fungi; Ascomycota; Eurotiomycetes; Eurotiales; Aspergillaceae.
AUGGAUCAUCCAACAGAGAGAGAGAAGAUGCUCCGCGGGGAACUUUACCGUGCCUUCACCCCGGAUCUCAUCGCUGCUCGGUCUCGCUGCUCUCGUGCCUGUCGCCGCUUCAAUAGUAUGGAGGAGGUGUCUCGUCGACGUCAGGUCGAGUUGUGGAAAGAUAUCACAGAAGACACAACUCCCCUCCCACCGAUGCAGGAGAGCCCCGAGGAGGACGAUGCGUUGUUUGAAAACGAGCCCUGGGUGGAACCGCCGAUCCGCAUGGACUACGGAUUCAAUGUGAAGCUGGGAGAGGGCGUGUUCAUCAACCACAAUUGUGUAAUCAUUGAUACCUGCGUGGUGAGCAUCGGCGCGCGCACCCUCUUCGGACCGAACGUCCAUCUGUACAGUGGAACCCACCCCUUAGACCCGGCCCUGCGCAAUGGCACCAAGGGCCCCGAGACUGGGAAGGAGAUCCACAUCGGUGAGGAUUGCUGGCUGGCCGGCAACGUGACCGUUCUACCUGGGGUGACUAUUGGGAAGGGAGCGGUUAUUGGAGCGGGGAGCGUGGUCACAAAGUAG